UUUCUACCCCAUUCUAACCCCUCAUUCUCCUUCUUCAGGUUCUAACUCCUCACUCUCCUUCGUCAGGUUGGUGCUGAGCCUAACAGCAAGCAACCUCGUGCUGGCCGUCGUGGUGCUGCCCGGUCUCGUCGCCUCCGUGGUGAUGGGGCCUUCAGAACCUCCCCUCCUGAAGGUGCUCCCGUCGCCCCUCGCCCACAGCAGGAACGGAACCCUCUCCCUCACGCCCUCCCCUUCGCCCGCGCCCUCAGGACUCGGUCUCCUGGGGCGCGAGGGCGGCGGGUGGGACAGCGACGUCGUCCGGAGUUUCGGCAGGAGCUGGGAGGUCAAGGGAGGUCCCGCGCGCGUGUCCUUCGGCGAGGUCGUUGAAGGAGGCCACGAGGGAGGAAUGAGGGCGGAGGGGGAGCAGGCGAUGGAGAUGGAGGUGAGGCAAGUGGAGGAGGAAGCGAGCGGGAAAGAAGGAGACGGAGAAGGAGAGGAGGAGAGGGAAACAGAGAUUAAUCGAAAAGAUACGAAGACAGAACAGGAAGGGCUAGUGGAGGGAGGUAAUCGCGACCAGGUUGCCUUGACACUCGGAGUAAACAAAAUGGAGGCCAGUAAACAAGAGAGCGAACAUGUGCGCAAGGACUCAGAACAAGGAAGAGGGAUAACGAGAUUAAAGGCCAGUGCAAGAAUACGAGGAAAACCUGUAAAUAUUAAAUUAUCAAUAAAUUAUGUAGGGGCUUUAGAGAGACCAAGUGAAGACACUCCAGAGCGACAACAAAUGACACAAAGUGAUAAAAGAGAACAGAAAACGGGGAAAGAGAAAACGGAAGAACAAAAAACGGAACAGAAAACGGGAAACGAGAAAAAACACACCAGAGACAAUUUAAAAAUGGAGGAAAACGAAAUGGAAAUAGACAUUGAGCAAGAAGCGGAAGACGAGGAAAAUAGAAGGGAGAACGUGGAAGAAGUAGAAUCAGACGAUAAACGAAGGAAAAUGAUCCAAGAGAGACUAGUAGAAGGCGAAGAAAAGUGGGAAGGUGCGGAAGUGCUGUGUCAAAGUGCUGCCUUUUUAACCAACCUCGUGACAGCAGCAUCGGCUCUCACCGUCGCUGUCAUUGCACUUGACAGGUACCUAGCUAUAGUACGGCCCAUGGUCUACGGGAUCAUGGUGACAGGCCACCGCUGCCUGCUGAUGCUCGCCUGGUGCUGGGUUCAAGCUCUUCUCACAGCGCUUCCUCCUCUUUUUGGUUGGUCUAGGUACGAACGCCACGGCCCAGAGGGACGAUGUGGAGUACAAUGGGCACGUUCCCCUUCGUAUACAGCUGUUUGGGUCACCAGCGUGUUCGUCAUACCCGUGAUUGUCAUGCUUGUGUGUUAUUACUUCAUCCUUCAGGUCGCGCGGAACAAGUGCCGGCGCAUCCACGUUGGCACUAUGAUCGGUGCCGCCGCCGCCGCCACCUCCCCCCCCGUGACCCCUGACCCCUCCUCCGUGUGCCUCGAGGUCCCCCACCUGGCGGAGGUCAAGCGGCCUUCCUCCCGUGAGAAUAACGGCGGGGCGGGAGGUCCUAGGGGCUACGAUGACCUUCUGGACGCUCCUGGUCGAGGGGGAGGAGGAGGAGGAGGGGCGGGAGGAGGAGGGGGAGGGGCAAGAGUGGGCGUGCCUUGCAGGAGCUUAAGCGUGAGCGUUGUCAAUAAGAUUGCCAACGACACCAGUCCCUCCUCUGCGGCGCCGAAACGCAAACUGGGCGAGUGUGGCAGGUCCCUCUCCUUUUGUCAGCCUCAGCAGCCCGUGAAGCCGGUUCUGCGACGCGUCCAGAGCACCCUCGCCAUGAGACCGUCUUUCAGGAAAAAGUUUAGUCUCGGUCGCCGGAAACCCUCGUGGAGUUGGGAAGCCUCGCCUGCCAAGGGUUUCAGGACCGUGUGCGUGGUGGUGGGCGCGCAUGUGUUCACGUGGGCGCCCUACUCGCUAAUGGCUGUGGCGGAGGCGGUUCUGGGCAUCGAAAGGGUGUCUAUUUUGCCUCACUGGAUUAGGGUCACCUCGACCUUACUUCUGUUCACGGCGAGCGUGUUCUACCCCAUCGUCUACGGUCUGUACAACCGCUCGAUAAGGAAGGAGGUCGUGACGUGCUUUUGCCCCAGCAGCAGCAGGGCCCGGCGGAGAGGCAGCCUCAACCCCAGGCCCUCGACGCUUAACUCGUUCACAGAAGGCAGCGUUCUUGACUUCUCUUCCUUACGUCACCGUGACAUCCUGGAGAAGCCGCUGACCCCGUGCGCCAACCCCGCCCUCCUGACGGCGCCCAUUCCGACGAUCUCAGGCUCCGUGGGCAUGGGUGGGCACGCGCCGCCCCACCUGCCGCCCAUCUUCCUCAUGACGGAUUAUGAUCACAUACCCACGCGCGGGUAUAACCUCAAUGCCAGGAAGCCUUCGCAGGAUUCGGGCGCGGUCAUGGCUUCCGGAGACGACCUCGACGCGGAGACGCCGACUCACAGCCAGAACCACCUCCACCUCCACCCACGACCCACGCGAAGGGUUUCCGCCCCCAGCGUCCUCGGCAGCGUUCGCGAAGACCCCUCGACGCCCCCGCCCUCGCCCCCUCCUCCCGCAGCCCUCACGUCGACGCCCUUGGCCCUCCAGGCGAUGGCCUGCGGCAGCAUCUCCCCCGCCGUCCACCGGAGGAAGAUGGCAAUGACGCCCCUCUCGCUGCGGGUGCUGGCUGAGGGCGCGGCGAAGGCCCCCGCGGCUCCCCUGCGGCGGGUGCGGAGUCUGGACAAGCUGCCGACGGGCGACUACGAGGCCAGGGACAAGAAGUACCUCUCGCUGCCCUACGACAGGUCCCUCUCGCGCUACAUCAGGAAGAAGCAGUCCCUCCCGCCGCUGGUGAGGGAGACGUCGCUCACGGGAGUGCCCCCCUGCGAGCGCCUGGCCCGGAGGAAGGGCUCCAUGUCCAUCCUGAAGGUGAUGGCCAUCCCCGAGGACUGCGGGGGGGCCGACCGCGCGCCGGAAGUGCCGGACUCGGGGCGGGGGAGCGUCGACAGCGGCGAGGUGGCCAAGGCGCGCGCCCAACGCCAGAUCAGCAUAGAUGAGGGGAUCGGGGCAGAGUGCCUGGUGGAAGAGGAUGCGGCCAUGGAUUAGAUUCUUGAAUAGCUACGACCGUUACGACCGUUACGACCGUUACGACCAAAGUUAGAACCCCUUUGCCAUCCUCAGGCAGGUUCGGAUAUGGUUUUUUUUUAUUUAUUACUUUAUUACAUUUAUUUAUUACUGUUUUUAUUUAUUAAUUUUCAUCGGGCUUGCAAUGAGAAUUAUUCCAUUUGUUAAUUAUUUUUUUCAUCAUGAAUAAACAGAGGAUCCAAUAAUGGAAUACCUCUAUUAAAAAAAAAA
Molecule: messenger RNA, 3364 nt
Organism: Penaeus monodon (black tiger shrimp)
Lineage: Eukaryota; Metazoa; Arthropoda; Malacostraca; Decapoda; Penaeidae
Biological process (GO): G protein-coupled receptor signaling pathway
Cellular component (GO): membrane
Molecular function (GO): G protein-coupled receptor activity
Source: RefSeq, a predicted model, not a curated record